CCGCUCGUCCUCAUGACCGCCAGGCGCUUGUGCAGGUGCCGCUGAGCACUGCAGGGCCACCAAGACACUAAGACGACCGGCCGACGAUGGCUGAUGCGGUGGAGACGGAGCUCGCCGGCACCGGCGCCAGCGUCAUUGUCGUUGCGCCCUCCUCGCAGAAUGCGCCGUCGCCACAGCAAGAACGCCACCAGCCACAGCAGCAGCAGCAACCACAACCACAACCGCAACAACGAGCGCCCGACGCAGCCAAGGACCCGGCCGAGCCUAUCUUCCCGCUGCUCCACAACAAUGCCGGCGCCGACGCCGACUCGGUCACCUCGGGGGCCUCGGGUCCCUCGCGCGCCGCCGGCGGCGUGGGUGAGGACAACGACGAGGACGAGCCCGCCGUUGCCCGCCCCUUCCACCGCACCUCGAGCCCUGAUGUGCCGUCGCGACCUGGACUGGGCAAGACCGUCGAGGAUGCCGACGACGACGAAGGGCGCGGCGGGGGAGCCACCUGCGCCGGCAACGGCCUACCGCGGCCGCGCCUGAAGCAGCAGAUGCACCGCUUCAGCCUGUACGAGACGGCCAGCCGCUUCUACAUCGUCGGUGGCGACGUGACCGAGAAGCGCUACCGCAUCCUCAAGAUCGAUCGCACCAAUGAGGACGCCUCAGAGCUGAGCAUCACCGACGACAAGACCGUGUACUCGCAGAAGGACAUGAACCAGCUGCUCGACACCAUCGACGAUGGCAACAAGGGGACCGGCGGCCUGAAGCUGCGCUGCACCACCUGGGGCCUGCUGGGCUUCAUCAAGUUCACGGGACCCUACUACAUGCUGCUGAUCACCAAGAAGAGCACCGUCGCCAUGAUCGGCGGCCACUACGUCUACCAGAUCGACGGCACCGACCUCAUCCCGCUGACCUCUCCCAACUUCAAGAUGGACCAGCGCAACACCGAGGAGUCGCGCUUCCUGAGCAUCCUCAACAACUUGGACCUGACCCGGUCCUUCUACUACAGCUACUCGUACGACAUCACCCGCACUCUGCAGCACAACAUCGCCCGCGAACGGACAGCCCUGCUCAGCGGCCGUCCGUGCUCUGCCGACGACGACUUCAACCCCAUGUUCGUUUGGAAUCACCACCUGCUCCAGCCGGCCGCGAAGGUCCUCAACGCCCCGUUCGACUGGUGCCGCCCCAUCAUCCACGGAUACAUCGACCAGGCCGCCGUGUCUGUCUAUGGGCGGACUGCCCAUAUCACCGUCAUCGCUCGCCGCAGCCGGUUCUUUGCCGGCGCCAGGUUCCUCAAGCGGGGCGCCAACGACCUGGGAUACGUGGCCAACGACGUCGAGACGGAGCAAAUCGUGUCCGAGGCCAUGACUACGUCGUUCCACGCGCCGGGACCCAGGUUCUUUGCCAGCCCAACUUACACGUCGUACGUGCAGCACCGCGGCUCCAUCCCGCUCUACUGGACGCAGGACAAUACCGGCGUCACCCCGAAGCCGCCGAUCGAGCUGAACCUGGUCGACCCUUUCUACACGGCGGCCGCCCUGCACUUCGACAAUCUGUUUGAGCGCUACGGCGCGCCCAUCUACGUGCUGAACCUGAUCAAGGCUCGCGAGCGGACGCCGCGCGAGAGCAAGCUGCUGGACGAGUACACUCGCGCCAUUGCCUAUCUCAACCAGUUCUUGCCCGCCGACAAGAAGAUCAUCUAUCGCGCAUGGGAUAUGUCGCGCGCCGCCAAGAGCCGCGAUCAAGAUGUCAUCGGCACCCUCGAGACCAUCGCUGAGGACGUCGUCAGAACAACGGGCUUCUUCCAGAAUGGCGACGGCCACACCACCCCGAUCCGGGUGCAGAACGGCGUGGCGCGGACCAAUUGCAUCGACUGCCUGGACCGGACGAAUGCCGCCCAGUUUGUCAUUGGCAAGCGCGCCCUGGGCUACCAGCUCCAUGCCCUCGGCAUCCUAGGCGAGACCACGGUCGAGUACGACACCGAUGCGGUCAACCUGUUCACCCAUAUGUGGCACGACCACGGCGACACCAUUGCCGUGCAGUAUGGCGGGUCGCAGCUGGUCAACACCAUGGAGACGUACCGCAAGAUCAACCAGUGGACCAGCCAUUCGCGCGACAUGAUCGAGAGCUUCAAGCGCUACUACAACAAUUCGUUCCUCGACGGCCAACGCCAGGAGGCGUACAACCUAUUCCUGGGCAACUACAUCUUUGCGCAGGGGCAACCCAUGCUCUGGGACCUGGCCACGGACUACUACCUCCACCACGAGGACCCGCGUACCUGGCUCGAGAAGCGGAAGCGCGACUACAUUAACUGGUACACCCCCGAGUUUCUGGAGCCGCGCGUGCUCCCGCCGUACCCCGCCAUUAAGCCAGCGGCAACCAAGAAACCCAUAUCCGCAUACGAUGACUACUGGCUCGAAUACUACCGCCCGUCCACGCUCUCCUCGUUUCCCAAGAUGUUCCCUUACAAGAUGAAUUCGACUAUCAAAUACAUCCCCUUCAAGUCGACCCUGGACGGUCGCUAUGAUCUCAGCCCGUUCCGGGUGCGCACCGAGACCGACGGCGACGCCCAGGAGAAGCGGAAGGCCAAGAAGGAAGUUUCCAUCGUCGCGCCGCAAGACCUGGCCCGCUUGGCCGACGACACGGAGACGUCCUCCGUCAGCGAGAAGCCUUCUAGUCCAACGCCCAGCGCCACCGCCGGCCACCACAGCCGCAGCAUGUCGCUCCACCGCUGGUUGCACGAGAAACAGCAGGGCCCUAACGGAACCUCGCACCACAGCAACAAUCACCACCACUCUGGCCAUCACCAGCGCCACAGCAGCCUCACCGAUGAACCGGCCUCGCCCUUCGCCUCCGCACCACCCUCCCACCAGCACCACCCUCCUCCUUCUCACCCCGAGCAUCAUUACCACCACCACCACGAUCAUCACAGUCACCACCACCACCCCCACAGCCAACACCCACAGUAUCAGCAACAACAACACCCCCUACCCCGCUCCACCACCGCCGCGGCGGCGGACAAGCCGCACAAGACGGCGCUGGAGAAGUCGCGCGCGGCGCAGUGGACCUUCGCGCAGGUGGUGCACGACAGCCUCAACCCGAGCGUCAGCGCGGCCGAGGCGGCCGACUACGCGCGCUACGUCGCGCACCCGCACAACCUGCCGCUCGUCGUCUCGUCGGACCUGCUGCCCGCCGAGGCCGACGCGGUCGAGCCCGAGUACGUGCGCUUCGUGCACGGCCGGUGGCGCGUCGAGGGCCUGGGCUCCCUGCCCGAGUGGGAGGCGGGGGGGAACAGCACCACCGCCCCCCAUGGAAGCUGGGGUGCGAGUGGGAAUGGGCAUGGGAGCGGCGGGGAUGAGUUUAGGCAGGGGUUAAUUGCGGGUGGUGGUGGGGGUGGGGGUAGUAGUGGCGUGGAAUCUGCUACCGGGGAAGCGGAACGCGAAGAGGGCGACCGGGCGCUGUACGUCGAGACGGUGCGCGUUGCGGAGAACCCGCUCACGGUCACGGAGGAGGACGCGCUCAAGAAGCGGUACAAGGCGUACCGCAAGUGGCUGCGGGGCAAGAGCCUGUUUAAGCAGCAGCCGGUGGACUAGGAGAUGCCGGCGGCGCUGACGGCCGGGUUUGGUCGCCGUCGUCCUGCUGGACGCGGGGAUGUGUGGGAGGGGCGGGUCGCGGGGCGGUGAGUCGGCUGCGACCGGGGGGCCGGGGGGAAUAACCCGGCGUCGAGAAAAAGAGAAACUGGGGAAGGUUCAGCUGGAUGGGAACAGCUGGGCCAGGCGGGG
Thermothielavioides terrestris NRRL 8126 is the source of this 3770-nucleotide messenger RNA. RefSeq lists its product as uncharacterized. The coding region runs from base 87 to 3581 and encodes 1164 amino acids. Gene Ontology annotation, molecular function: phosphatidylinositol-3,5-bisphosphate 5-phosphatase activity. Gene Ontology annotation, cellular component: intracellular membrane-bounded organelle. Lineage: Eukaryota; Fungi; Ascomycota; Sordariomycetes; Sordariales; Chaetomiaceae. The record is from RefSeq and is a predicted model, not a curated record. The transcript has a single exon. Gene Ontology annotation, biological process: phosphatidylinositol dephosphorylation.